UUCCUCGGCCGGGAUGGGCUGCGCGGGACUGAGUGAUCGGCCUUGCGUCCGGCGGGUAAUCCCCAUCUGACCUGCUGCCUGUGAGCCGCCGACUGCCGGGCCGCGCGAGCCUGAGGGGCCGGGGCAGCGCGGCGAUGACCUGAUCCUGAGCCCGCCAGGGCACCCACUCCUUCCCUCGCUCCCUCUGAGCCUGUGCGGAGAGCAGCCCGGUGCGGCGGCCCCGGGCGGACCAUGGCGGGGAGCUCCAGUUAAAGGCGUGUGGGCGCCGAGCUGGAGAGGACACCUUCGGCAUCGCUGCCUUUUGAGGGGGCUUAUUUAAACUACUGAGUCAUUCCAGAUUUAGGAUUCCCUAAAUAAUCACCAACUGUGCCCGUCUUGUGCCAGAAAGAAAGCGAAAAGAGAAAGAGCGCCCGCUUUUGGGACCCCGCGUAUCGGCGGCGCUCGCCUCUCGCGGGUUUCUCCCGGAGGGGUGCUCGGCCCUUGAGGAUCUCCCUCCCUCUCUCCCUCCCUCCUUCCCCGUCCCUCCUGCCCUCUUCCCCCUCCCCCCUCCCCCCCUCGCCUCCCGCUCUCUUUGCAGCGUUGCUGGCGGGGAGUCGCGCUCGCCGCAGCUGGAAACAGCUGCCCCCACCUCGCGCCCCUACCCCGACUCCGGCUAACCGCUCCCACUUCGCGCCUCUCGGAAUUCCAGAACUCGGGCGGCGGGCCCUGGGAGAACAGCAGCCGGUGCGAUGCAUUCCGUAGACCUCACCCAGCCGGGACGGACCUCCUAAUCUCCAGAAUUGCGGGCCGCAGGGAGUUAAAUUGCUGCCUUCCUCUCCUCUGUUGGCGGUUGGUGGCUUGUUUUCUAAAGGAACGUUUUAUUCACUUUUUAGUAUUUUCUACCGGGGGCACGCUACCCGCCUCGGUCCAGACUCUGCUUUGUAAACGGGUUUUAUAUGUAUGUGUGUGUAGAUAUACUUUGGACACCUUACAACGCUUGCGCCUCUCCAACAGGGGCACGGCUUGUUGUUUUGGACAUCCUUCUUCCCCUUCCACUUGGUACUCCGAAGCAGUGUGACCAAACUCCCCACUGCCCCUUGGACACGGAUCGCCUUGGGGUGCAAGUUUGGGGUGCAAGAGUCUAGUUAACAGGAAGGCCUGGGACCGCCCCGCCCCCGCCGCCAGCGGUUGGGGAAGUUUACAUCUGGAUUUUCACACAUUUUGUCGCCACUGCCCAGACUCUGACUAACCUUGUGGGCGCCGGGUUUUCGGUACUGCAGCCAUCUCAAAUAUUAGCACUGCCUCCCCGCGCCUGCCCUGUCCCUCCAGGCCGCCGAGGUCCUGCCCUCGCCCCUGCGGAGCGUGAUUCCGGGGGGCGCAGUGGAGCCGGGGGCCUGGGGCCCGCGCUGAGCAGCUAUGGCUGCAGCGAUAGCCAGCUCCUUGAUCCGGCAGAAGCGACAGGCGAGGGAGUCCAACAGCGACCGGGUGUCGGCCUCCAAGCGCCGUUCCAGUCCCAGCAAAGACGGGCGCUCCCUGUGCGAGAGGCACGUCCUCGGGGUAUUCAGCAAAGUGCGCUUCUGCAGCGGCCGCAAGAGGCCAGUGAGGCGGAGACCAGAACCCCAGCUGAAAGGAAUUGUGACAAGGUUAUUCAGCCAGCAGGGAUAUUUCCUGCAGAUGCACCCAGAUGGUACCAUUGACGGGACCAAGGACGAAAACAGCGACUACACCCUCUUCAAUCUAAUUCCAGUGGGCCUGCGUGUGGUGGCCAUCCAGGGGGUGAAGGCCAGCCUCUAUGUGGCCAUGAAUGGUGAAGGCUAUCUCUAUAGCUCAGAUGUUUUCACUCCAGAAUGCAAAUUUAAGGAAUCUGUGUUUGAAAAUUACUAUGUGAUCUAUUCUUCCACACUGUACCGUCAGCAAGAAUCAGGCCGAGCAUGGUUUCUGGGACUCAAUAAAGAAGGUCAAAUUAUGAAGGGCAACAGAGUGAAGAAAACCAAGCCCUCAUCACAUUUUGUACCAAAACCUAUUGAAGUGUGUAUGUACAGAGAGCCAUCACUACAUGAAAUUGGAGAAAAACAAGGGCGCUCGAGGAAAAGUUCUGGAACACCAACCAUGAAUGGAGGCAAAGUUGUGAAUCAAGAUUCAACAUAGCUGAGAACUCUUCCCUGCAUCCCUCUCUCAUCCUUUCCCUUUCUCCCCCUGCCCUUUACCCAUUUCCUUCCAAUAAAUCCACCCAAGGAGAGGAAAAUAAAAUGGCAACCCAGGACCUAGUGGCUAAGAUUCUGCACUCAAAAUUUUCCUUUGUGUAGGACAAGCAAAUUGAACCAAAGCUUGCCUGUUGCAAAGUGGUAGAAAAUGCACAUGCAUAAAGAUUAGCAUACAUAAAAGCUGAGGAAAAAAUAAAUCAAGACUCCAUAAGCAUUAACAUAAACUCUGUUGUUAUUAAUAGAGGGCUAAUUGUAAUGAAGAUAUAACUAUAAUAAAGAUGAAAUAAAGUUACCUUAAAGAAAAGGGUUUUGGAGUAUCGACCUUACAAAUCAAUGUAAUACCCUAAAUAGCUUAAACUCUGGAUAAAUCUGUGAUGUGUGCUUUGUUUUGAAUUUGUAUUUUGGGGCAUCUGAAAGUGACACAUAAUUACAUUCUGUUUCCAGGAUUUUUUUUUACCAUGAUACUGAACGCGUAUGAAUUAUAGAUUCUUUUAAUGCCUGUAAGGUAUAUAUAUAGCCAGGAAUUAUUUAACAUCAAGAAAAGCUUAAAAUUUUAUUCCUGAAAUUGAUAUUUAAGACUGUUUUAUGCAAAAGAUAGCCUCAAGUUGAAUUUAAUUCUAUUAGCUGAUUUCCUUCCUUCCUAAAAAGAGUUUCAGAUUCUCCUAGGAAAAUAUCACAUUUUUUUCAAAAGUAUUAAUUCAGGAUCUCAUUUUUUUUUCUUUAGCCAUUUAUGGAAAAAAAAAAUUCUUGUUCUAUGGCUAAAGUAACUUUUAGGAAUUCUUCAUCAUUGCCAUGCCUGGGCAGUGAUAAAUAAGUUAUGUGCUCUUACUAUUUCAUCUGAUUUUUUUACUUUGUGGACACCUUUGAGAGAAUAGGUGCAUAUCUAGGUGUCUUAGAGAGUUUUAUACCAUCUCUUGCAGCAGGAAAGAAGGAAGAAGUGUUUUACAUAAGGAAAUAAGUCCUAAGAAAUUGGUGAAAGGAAACCGUAUCUGCCUCUGUAACUUACCAGAGUUUUCUGUAUUUAGCAUUUUCUAAACUUCCCCAGGAAAUUGGGAGGCAUGGCUGUGAAAUUCCUAACUAUCUUAGGAAGCCAGUGGAUUGCUUAAUGUUUGUUACCAUAUAUGAUUAUUUAUAAAUCUAGUUGGAAAGAAGACUGUCCCAUAGAACACAGAAGGGAACUUGUAAGACACUGAGUUUUCAAAGGUCAUAGAGAAACAUGGAAUUAACUGAGGCUCCAACAGAGUUGUGUGAAUGGCUUAAAAGUAGUCCAAAACAAACAAACAAACAAACAACUCAGUGUAAGGCUAGGGAAAUGCAUAUGUAGGAAUACUAAAGUAUUAGGAAAAUGUUAGGGAAAAAAUGAACAUUAUACACUUGCCUUGGACAAAAAUGAAUCUACUUAGUCCUACAAAUCAGGAAUGGUAUAGAGACAUCCAAAUCAAAACAAAACAAAACAGAAUGCUAAAAAUGUCUGCAGAUUUAUGGAUAUUAUCAAUGAGAAGACUUAGCAUGCUACUUCUCCUAUAGCUUUACCAUCCAGCAUGUAUGGUUCCAAAUACUCCGUAAAAUAUAUACACUUUGCAGAAGCUCUAGGCCCUCAGUUCAAUAACCUUGCCAUCAGUUGCUGUAUUCUCUCAAAGUCAAUGUAGUUUCCCUCACUCUACUCAAUCAUUAUUCUUCAAUAGUGGUCUGUGUCCUUCACCAAGUAUUCUAUUUAUGUUAUCAGGAGGUUAGCAGGAAAUAAAAUGGAGAGAUUUGUCUAAUCGGUUGCAAAGAAUAAAAGAUAUGCAUCUAGGCAAGGAUUUUGAACACACAUUUGCAAGAGAUAUUUGCUUCACCAAACCCUUUGCAAAGUAACAAAUAAAGACUUUUAAAUUAAAGCAAAAAAAAAAAAAAAAGAAAUAAAGAAAUGUUACUAUUCUAGGAGAAGAAUACCUUUGUAAAAAGAAAUCUAGACAUACCAAUCAGGUUGUAUUUCCCCUUGUCACUCUUGAAUGAACUUGAUUAUAAACACAUCUGUCACUUUCGGACCAAACAAACCCCAAGCACAAAGCCUUAUUUUCUUUGAAAAAAUAAAGAAGAGGCUUCUACAAAAUGGGUCACAGGCUCAUUUAGCAUAAAAUGACUUGAGCUUUUUGGUAAUACACACAUACACACACCACAAACUCAUGAGUAACACAAUUGACAGUUUCACAAAGUGUUAUAAAUUACACUAAUGAUUUCUGGACAGACUGUAUCUAACCUACUUGAAAAUUAUGAAAAAUAUGAUAGAGAUAUGAAUCUCCAACAAAAUUCUUCUCUUUAUUUUCAAUGGCUAGCCAUCCUUCAGCAUCUAGACUUAUAUUUGUCUCCUUUCUGAUAGCAAUUAAGAAACGGUUCUAACUACCCAGUUUGUAUUGUUUUUCUCCAUAUCAUUUAAGCAAAUGUUCACUACAGUAAAAUGUUUUGGAAAUUAGCUUUGUCUGAGUUAAAUUGAGGGAAUAAAUUGGAAACUUCAUAUUCUUUUACACAUUAACCUGACAAAAAUUAUGGUUUAGAGCACAAGGUGAACAUUUUCCUAACUGCUGCUUACUUUUUAAGUACAUUAAAACCUUUCAUAGAAAAGUAUUCACUGCCUAGGUUUUAAAAUAUUACCAAAUAUAUACAUAUAACUAUCCUAUUUCCUCCAAAAAUAUUAGCCAGUUUAAACAGUUUUGUCUUUCAGGUUUACUCCAAAUAAAAUAAUUCUUUACUUUGAUUUUCAUCAUUCCAAUUUCUGGGUCUCAAUUCUUCCAUCACUUAUUCUCCUAUAAGUAAGAUAAGCUUUUUUUUUCUUAAAUGCAUUGGGAUAGCCUCAGAAAAAUUAUGACAUUUAGCACAGCGUUGUAAUUGGCUAUGUACAUACACAGUAAAACAUGUUUAAGAGUACUUAUUGUAACAUGUUUCAAAAAUCAAUGGUCUUGGAAUGAAAGCAAAACUCUUGAGAAGCUCACAAAAGAGUUGUCUGGUCAAUGUAUCUUACUUGACAUUUAAGCUUGAAGUUUGAAGCAUAGAAACAAAACUGUGCUGAAGUUCCAUUUGCUAAUUCAGAGACUUUUGUGCUCAGGAAACUGGAGGACAGAGAGCCAACCUAUUCUUGAUCACAGUAAUAGUUUGGGGUUUGAAUUUUACAUAUGAAUUUCAUAGCACAUUUUUAGCCAUUAUAGAUUAGCACAAUAAAAAGACAUCAAUUUGAUGCAAAUGAUGACGCUUUAUGGGCCUCAUUCAGAUAGAUUUUAGAAAAAGCCUUCUAUUUAAGAAAAUGACAGUGCUGUCCAUAGGUAUUAUAUAGAUUGGUGGUCCUGUGGUGCCACUAAAAAUGAGAGUAUUAAGACGAAAGUGAAAGAUGAAGAAUGACUUACGUGUUGAAAAGUCUGACGGUCCUAAUUUGGGACCCCGAGUUCCCGGGUGAAGAAGCAUGAUUGCAUCAACAAUAAUUUUUUUAAACGUGGACCCAGAAACAGCAAAUCCACAAUUCCACCUUCGUGGCUUUGUCUAAAAGGCCGUGCUCUGAGAAGGUUUUCCAUGAUGUUGCUUAAUUUUCAUCUGCACAAGGUGAAACAUUCAAACACAAAAAUCCCCUGCUCGUCUUAAUAUCAUAAGAAGCUGAGAUUAUUUCUCUGUCAUAAAAUUGUAAAUAGCUUUUUUUAAAUCAGAAUCACAUUUAAAACAGUGGAUUGUUCUACAAAUAUAUAUGUGUAUAUAUACAUAUGCUUCUGAAAUAAGGAUAUAUAGACUUUUUAUUUGAUUUGUGGUCUUUAGUCCUAGGUAAUCAAAGAUAAAGAGAUUUGAACGCAAAACUUUAUAUUUAAAUGUAUAUUUCUAAUGACAGUAUAAAUUGCCACUUUAUAAUAAAAAAAGAAACAGGUGGGAAAAAUAAAGCACAUGUCCUUUAGAAUGUCAGUGAUUCUGAACCCCCCCUUUUGAUGCAGAGGUAACUAUUUUUUAUUUCUAAAAGUUAUCUUUUAAAAAGCUGUACUUCCUGAUAGAGAUUCCAUGAUCAGUCAUGUCAGAUUGAAAAUUUAGAGUUGAGGGCAAGAAAAAAAUGCUAAAUACAGAUAUUUAUUUUUCAGGAUUGUUCCUGGAGCCCAAGUAAAAAUCCAAUAUUUAAAAUUUAAGUGAAAAUGGCUAAUGUUCAGAGAUGACAUACUGAGCUUCAGUAACAAACAGAAGCAAAAAUAUAUUAACACUAUGAUAAUAACAUUGAAAUAAUGUCAUAGUAGAAAUUGCAUCAUUAGAUGUUUUAUUAGUUGGAAAAAAUAAGUUGAUGUUUCUUUGUCUCUGCUCCAAGCACAACCUAAAGACAGUGGCAUUAAUUUUAGAGUUGUUCAAAAGUCCAAAAUACCUCCCAUGAAUAGAACUGGUUUUAGCUCAUUACAAGGUUAAAUGUUACAAUCUUAAGCAAUUAUUGAGACCAAAAUGUUUAAUAAAUGUGUUGUAUGAGAAA
Molecule: messenger RNA, 6648 nt
Organism: Sus scrofa (pig)
Lineage: Eukaryota; Metazoa; Chordata; Mammalia; Artiodactyla; Suidae
Gene: FGF12
Product: fibroblast growth factor 12
Molecular function (GO): growth factor activity
Source: RefSeq, a predicted model, not a curated record